GCAGCAGCAGCAGCCAUGAGCAGCGCCGCUACCGCCACCUCCGCCGCCACCACGGCCGGCAGCGGCGCGGGGGAAGGGGCCGAGGAGGCGGCCAAGGACUCGGCGGACAUCGCGGCGUUCUUCCGAUCCGGGUUUCGCAAAAAUGAUGAAAUGAAGGCUAUGGAAGUAUUGCCAAUUUUAAAGGAAAAAGUUGCAUACCUUUCAGGUGGCAGAGAUAAGCGUGGAGGUCCCAUUCUAACAUUUCCAGCUCGUAGUAAUCACGACAGAAUACGGCAAGAAGACCUUAGAAGACUAAUUUCAUAUCUAGCGUGUAUUCCUAGUGAGGAAGUAUGUAAACGAGGAUUCACCGUCAUUGUAGAUAUGCGUGGGUCAAAAUGGGACUCCAUAAAGCCUCUGCUGAAGAUUUUACAGGAAUCCUUUCCAUGUUGUAUUCAUGUUGCACUGAUAAUCAAGCCAGACAAUUUCUGGCAGAAACAGAGGACUAACUUUGGCAGCUCUAAGUUUGAGUUUGAGACAAAUAUGGUGUCUCUGGAAGGCCUUACCAAAGUAGUUGAUCCUUCUCAGCUAACCCCAGAAUUUGAUGGCUGUUUGGAGUACAACCAUGAGGAGUGGAUAGAAAUCAGAGUUGCCUUUGAGGACUACAUUAGCAAUGCAACCCAUAUGCUGUCCAGACUGGAGGAGCUGCAAGAUAUAUUGUCAAAAAAGGAAAUGCCUCAGGACCUGGAAGGUGCCCGCAAUAUGAUAGAGGAGCAUUCACAAUUAAAAAAGAAAGUCAUUAAGGCCCCUAUCGAGGACCUUGAUGUGGAAGGACAAAAGCUGCUCCAGCGGAUACAGAGCAGUGAUAGCUUUCCCAAAAAGAACUCUGGGUCAGGGAAUGCAGACUUACAGAACCUCUUACCCAAAGUGUCCACCAUGCUGGACAGGCUGCACUCAACACGGCAGCAUCUGCAUCAGAUGUGGCAUGUGCGGAAAUUGAAAUUGGACCAAUGCUUUCAGCUCAGGCUUUUUGAGCAGGAUGCUGAAAAGAUGUUUGACUGGAUCACCCACAACAAAGGUCUGUUUCUGAACAGCUACACAGAGAUUGGUACCAGUCACCCUCACGCGAUGGAACUUCAGACCCAGCACAAUCACUUUGCCAUGAACUGUAUGAACGUGUGUGUAAACAUAAGCCGCAUCAUGUCAGUAGCGAACCGCCUGAUCGAGUCUGGCCAUUACGCUUCACAGCAAAUCAAACAGAUUGCCAGUCAGUUGGAACAGGAAUGGAAGGCAUUUGCUGCAGCCUUGGAUGAACGUAGCACAUUACUGGACAUGUCCUCCAUCUUCCAUCAAAAAGUCGAACAGUACAUGAGCAAUGUGGACUCAUGGUGUAAAGCCUGUGGUGAGGUGGAGCUUCCCUCAGAACUGCAAGAUUUAGAAGAUGCUAUCCAUCAUCAUCAAGGGAUAUAUGAGCACAUUACCUUGGCUUACUCUGAGGUGAGCCAAGAUGGGAAGUCACUCCUUGACAAACUUCAAAGACCUUUGACUCCUGGGAGUUCCGAUUCCCUCACCGCAUCUGCCAACUACUCAAAAGCAGUUCAUCAUGUCCUGGAUGUCAUCCAUGAAGUAUUGCAUCACCAGCGCCAACUGGAAAAUAUCUGGCAGCAUCGAAAGGUCCGCUUGCACCAGAGGCUUCAGCUCUGUGUUUUUCAACAGGAUGUUCAACAGGUUUUGGAUUGGAUUGAAAACCAUGGAGAAGCUUUUCUUAGCAAACACACUGGAGUGGGAAAAUCCCUGCAUCGGGCCAGAGCUUUGCAGAAACGCCAUGAAGACUUCGAAGAGGUUGCGCAGAACACAUAUACGAAUGCAGAUAAGCUCCUAGAAGCAGCAGAACAGCUUGCUCAGACUGGGGAGUGUGACCCAGAGGAAAUUUAUCAAGCUGCCCAUCAGCUCGAGGACCGGAUACAGGAUUUUGUCAGGCGCGUGGAGCAGCGCAAGAUCCUGCUGGACAUGUCUGUGUCAUUUCACACUCAUGUUAAAGAGCUGUGGACGUGGCUUGAAGAGCUACAGAAAGAACUGCUUGAUGAUGUCUAUGCUGAGUCUGUGGAGGCUGUCCAAGACCUGAUUAAACGUUUUGGUCAACAACAACAAACCACUCUGCAGGUUACGGUCAAUGUCAUAAAAGAAGGGGAAGAUCUCAUACAGCAGCUAAGGGAUUCUGCCAUUUCUAGUAACAAGACCCCCCAUAACAGCUCGAUCAACCACAUAGAGACAGUCCUGCAGCAGCUGGAUGAGGCCCAGUCUCAGAUGGAGGAGCUUUUCCAAGAACGCAAGAUCAAACUUGAGCUGUUUCUGCAGCUCCGCAUAUUUGAAAGAGAUGCAAUAGAUAUAAUUUCAGACCUUGAGUCUUGGAAUGAUGAGCUCUCUCAGCAGAUGAAUGACUUUGACACUGAAGAUCUUACAAUAGCAGAACAGAGGCUCCAGCAUCAUGCAGACAAAGCCCUGACCAUGAAUAACUUGACCUUUGAUGUCAUCCACCAAGGGCAGGAUCUGCUGCAGUAUGUCAAUGAAGUGCAGGCAUCUGGUGUGGAGCUGCUUUGCGACAGAGACGUGGACAUGGCCACUCGCGUGCAGGACCUGCUGGAGUUCCUGCACGAGAAGCAGCAGGAGCUGGACGUGGCAGCGGAGCAGCACCGCAAGCACCUGGAGCAGUGCGUGCAGCUGCGCCACCUGCAGGCAGAGGUCAAGCAGGUUUUGGGCUGGAUCCGGAAUGGAGAGUCAAUGUUAAAUGCUGGGCUUAUCACUGCUAGCUCUUUGCAGGAGGCAGAACAGUUACAAAGGGAGCAUGAGCAGUUUCAACAUGCAAUAGAGAAAACACAUCAAAGUGCCCUGCAGGUUCAGCAGAAGGCAGAGGCAAUGCUGCAGGCUAAUCACUACGAUAUGGAUAUGAUCCGGGAGUGUGCAGAGAAGGUUGCUUCUCACUGGCAGCAGCUGAUGCUGAAGAUGGAGGACCGUCUCAAGCUUGUGAAUGCCUCUGUUGCCUUCUAUAAAACUUCUGAACAGGUGUGCAGUGUGCUGGAAAGCCUGGAGCAAGAAUAUAAGAGGGAGGAAGAUUGGUGUGGGGGAGCAGACAAACUGGGUCCCAACUCUGAAACAGAUCACGUUACUCCCAUGAUAAGCAAACACCUGGAGCAGAAGGAAGCCUUUCUAAAGGCCUGCACACUGGCUCGGAGGAAUGCUGAUGUCUUCCUGAAGUAUCUGCACAGGAACAGUGUCAACAUGCCAGGGAUGGUGACACACAUCAAAGCACCUGAACAACAAGUGAAAAAUAUCUUGAAUGAACUCUUCCAGAGGGAGAACCGUGUGCUGCAUUAUUGGACCAUGCGUAAAAGACGUCUUGAUCAAUGCCAACAGUAUGUGGUGUUUGAAAGAAGUGCCAAACAGGCUCUGGAAUGGAUUCAUGACAAUGGAGAGUUCUAUUUAUCCACACAUACUUCCACUGGUUCCAGUAUCCAGCACACUCAAGAGUUAUUAAAAGAACAUGAAGAAUUUCAGAUCACAGCAAAGCAAACCAAAGAGAGGGUGAAGUUGUUGAUACAGCUGGCUGAUGGCUUUUGUGAAAAAGGGCAUGCUCAUGCAACAGAGAUUAAAAAAUGUGUCACAGCAGUGGAUAAGAGGUACAGAGACUUUUCCCUGCGCAUGGAGAAAUACAGGACCUCUUUAGAGAAAGCUCUGGGUAUUUCCUCUGAUUCCAAUAAAUCGAGCAAAAGCUUGCAGCUGGAUAUAAUCCCAGCCAGUGUCCCUGGGUCAGAGGUGAAACUGCGUGAUGCUGCUCAUGAGCUUAACGAAGAAAAACGAAAGUCUGCCCGCAGGAAAGAGUUCAUUAUGGCUGAGCUAAUUCAGACAGAAAAGGCUUACGUAAGAGACCUCCGGGAAUGCAUGGAUACAUAUCUAUGGGAAAUGACAAGUGGAGUCGAGGAGAUCCCGCCUGGUAUUGUAAACAAAGAACACAUUAUCUUUGGAAACAUGCAGGAAAUUUAUGAGUUCCACAACAAUAUAUUUCUCAAGGAGUUGGAAAAAUAUGAACAGUUACCAGAAGAUGUCGGACAUUGCUUCGUUACUUGGGCAGACAAAUUCCAGAUGUAUGUUACCUACUGUAAAAAUAAGCCAGAUUCCACUCAGCUGAUAUUAGAACAUGCAGGAGCAUACUUUGAUGAAAUACAACAACGACAUGGACUGGCCAACUCUAUCUCCUCUUACCUUAUCAAACCUGUCCAAAGGAUAACAAAAUACCAGCUUCUUUUAAAGGAGCUGCUCACAUGCUGUGAAGAAGGUAAAGGUGAGAUUAAGGAUGGCCUGGAGGUGAUGCUUAGUGUGCCAAAGCGAGCCAAUGAUGCCAUGCACCUCAGCAUGCUGGAAGGCUUUGAUGAAAAUAUAGAAUCUCAGGGAGAGCUCAUCCUUCAAGAAUCCUUCCAAGUGUGGGACCCAAAAACUCUGAUUCGAAAGGGAAGAGAGAGGCACCUUUUCCUUUUUGAGAUGUCCUUGGUUUUCAGUAAAGAAGUAAAGGACUCGAGUGGAAGGAGCAAGUACAUCUACAAGAGCAAACUGUUUACUUCUGAACUGGGUGUCACAGAACAUGUAGAAGGAGAUCCCUGCAAGUUUGCUCUGUGGGUUGGAAGGACACCAACUUCAGACAACAAAAUUGUUCUCAAGGCAUCCAGUAUAGAGAAUAAACAGGACUGGAUCAAGCACAUCCGGGAAGUGAUACAAGAAAGGACUAUUCAUCUGAAAGGGGCAUUGAAAGAGCCCAUCCACAUUCCCAAAACUGCACCAACAACAAAACAGAAAGGAAGAAGAGAUGGUGAGGACUUGGACAGUCAGGGAGAUGGCAGCAGCCAGCCUGAUACCAUUUCAAUUGCUUCACGAACCUCCCAGAACACGCUAGACAGUGAUAAGUUGUCUGGUGGGUGCGAGCUGACAGUGGUGAUCCACGACUUCACCGCCUGCAACAGCAACGAGCUGACAAUCCGCCGUGGGCAGACAGUGGAGGUCCUGGAGAGGCCCCAUGACAAGCCCGACUGGUGCCUGGUGCGAACCACGGAUCGGUCCCCGGCUGCGGAAGGCCUGGUCCCCUGCGGGUCCCUCUGCAUCGCCCACUCUCGCAGCAGCAUGGAGAUGGAGGGCAUUUUUAACCACAAAGACUCCCUUUCAGUCUCCAGCAAUGAUGCCAGCCCUCCCGCUUCCGUAACAUCGCUUCAGCCCCACAUGAUUGGCGCUCAAAGCUCCCCGGGCCCCAAGCGCCCUGGCAACACCUUGAGGAAGUGGCUCACCAGUCCUGUGAGGCGCCUUAGCAGCGGCAAGGCAGACGGGCACGUAAAAAAACUGGCCCACAAGCAUAAGAAAAGCAGAGAGGUCCGCAAAAGUGCUGAUGCAGGCUCUCAGAAGGACUCUGACGACAGUGCAGCGACCCCACAAGAUGAAACUGUUGAAGAGAGAGGUCGGAACGAGGGGCUGAGCAGCGGAACUCUCUCCAAGUCAUCCUCUUCAGGCAUGCAGAGCUGCGGAGAGGAGGAAGGCGAAGAGGGAGCAGAUGCUGUGCCGCUUCCUCCUCCCAUGGCAAUUCAACAACACAGUCUUCUCCAGCCAGACUCACAGGAUGACAAGACAUCUUCUCGUCUAUUGGUGCGGCCAACAAGCUCCGAGACACCCAGUGCUGCUGAACUCGUGAGUGCAAUUGAAGAGCUCGUCAAAAGUAAAAUGGCUUUGGAGGACCGUCCAAGUUCCUUGUUGGUAGAUCAAGGUGACAGCAGCAGUCCGUCCUUCAACCCUUCAGAUAACUCCCUUCUAUCCUCCUCAUCACCCAUAGAUGAGAUGGAGGAAAGGAAAUCCAGCUCCUUAAAAAGACGACACUAUGUCUUACAGGAAUUAGUGGAGACAGAGAGAGAUUAUGUGAGAGAUCUGGGCUAUGUAGUUGAGGGUUAUAUGGCACUUAUGAAGGAAGAUGGCGUACCUGAUGAUAUGAAAGGCAAAGACAAGAUUGUAUUUGGAAACAUUCACCAGAUUUAUGACUGGCACAGAGACUUCUUUUUAGGAGAGUUGGAGAAGUGCCUUGAAGAUCCAGAAAAGCUGGGAUCCCUGUUUGUAAAACAUGAGAGAAGGUUGCACAUGUACAUAGUUUACUGCCAAAACAAACCAAAGUCUGAGCACAUUGUCUCAGAAUACAUUGAUACGUUUUUUGAGGAUCUAAAGCAACGCCUGGGCCACAGACUUCAGCUCACGGACUUGCUAAUAAAACCUGUGCAGAGAAUUAUGAAAUACCAGCUGUUACUAAAGGACUUCCUCAAGUAUUCUAAAAAAGCUAAUCUUGACACAACAGAACUAGAGAAAGCUGUAGAGGUCAUGUGCAUAGUACCAAAACGGUGUAAUGACAUGAUGAAUGUUGGCCGCCUGCAAGGAUUUGAUGGUAAAAUUGUAGCCCAGGGUAAGCUCCUGCUCCAGGACACAUUCUUGGUUACAGACCAGGAUGCGGGACUUCUGCCACGCUGCAAGGAGAGACGGGUCUUCCUGUUUGAGCAGAUUGUCAUUUUCAGUGAGCUGCUAGAUAAAAAGAAAGGUUUCUCCAUGCCCGGAUUCUUGUUUAAAAACAGUAUCAAGGUGAGUUGCCUUUCCCUGGAGGAAAAUGUGGACAGCGAUCCAUGUAAAUUUGCACUAACAUCAAGAACGGGCGAUGUCACGGAGACCUUUAUUUUGCAUUCUGCCAGUCCGGGAGUCCGCCAGUUAUGGAUCCAUGAAAUUAACCAAAUUUUGGAAAACCAGCGCAACUUUUUAAAUGCCUUGACGUCCCCGAUCGAGUACCAGAGGAACCACAGCAGUGGUGGAGGCGGCGGCGGGAGCAGCAGCGGUAACAGCGGCGGCCCCAGCAGCUGUAGUGGCAUCCCCAGCUCCAGCCGUAGCCGACCAUCCCGGAUCCCCCAGCCUGUCAGACACCAUUCCCCAGUCCUGGUCUCCUCUGCAGCCUCGGCCCAAGCAGAGGCAGACAAGAUGUCAGGUAUGUCCAUCCACAAUCACUCCCUGCCACACUACACCACCUCCUUAGAAACUAGCCUGAGCCAGCCAGACAGGCACCCUCCCAGUGCAGAGCCGGAUGGUCCUCAGAGAGAAGCUGAACAGAUUCCCAAGAUGAAAGUUAUUGAAAGUCCCAGGAAGACAGCAGGAAACAUUUCUGGCUCAGCUGAUGGAGCCCAGAAAGACUCACGUGGAAUCUCAGAGGACAGCCGAACAAGAAACAGCAUAGGAUCACUGACGCUUGAGAAGCCAAGGCCAGGAGCCAUCUCUCCAAUGAACUCUCCUCUGUCCACAACUUUCCCUUCUCCUUUUGGCAAGGAAACCUUUCCACCCAGCAGCCCCCUGCAGAAGGGCUCCUUUUGGAGCUCCAUCCCAGCAUCCCCUGCCAGCCGCCCUGGCUCCUUCACUUUCCCUGGGGACAAUGACUCCCUCCAGCGGCAGGUCCACCGCCACUCUUCACACAGCAAGGACACAGACCGCAUGAGCACAUGCUCCUCGACCAGCGAGCAGUCAGUUCACUCCACCCAGAGUAAUGGGAGUGAAAGUAGCAGCAGUAGCAAUAUCUCCACCAUGCUGGUGACACACGAUUACACGGCAGUGAAGGAGGAUGAGAUAAAUGUCUACCAAGGAGAGGUCGUGCAGAUUCUAGCCAGCAACCAACAGAACAUGUUUUUGGUGUUCAGAGCCGCCACUGAUCAGUGCCCCGCAGCCGAGGGCUGGAUUCCCGGCUAUGUCUUGGGGCAUACCAGUGCAAUCAUCAUUGACAACCCUGAUGGAACCAUCAAGAAGUCAACAUCUUGGCACACAGCACUCCGAUUAAGGAAGAAAUCUGAGAAAAAAGAUAAAGACGGCAAAAGGGAAGGCAAGCUAGAAAAUGGUUAUCGCAAAUCCCGAGAAGGACUUGCCAACAAGGUUUCUGUAAAACUUCUCAACCCCAAUUAUAUUUAUGAUGUUCCCCCAGAGUUUAUAAUACCAUUGAGUGACGUAACAUGUGAGACAGGAGAGACCAUCGUGCUUAGGUGUAAAGUCUGUGGUCGCCCCAAGGCUUCAGUUACUUGGAAAGGUCCUGAUCAUAAUACACUGAGCAAUGACGGUCAUCACAGCAUUUCAUACAGUGACCUGGGAGAGGCGUCGCUGAAAAUCGUUGGCGUCACUGCAGAAGACGAUGGUAUCUACACGUGCAUAGCUGCAAACGACAUGGGUUCGGUUUCAUCCUCUGCCAGUCUACGAGUUUUAGGUCCUGGAAGUGAUGGGAUCAUGGUAAUCUGGAAAGACAACUUUGAUUCCCACUAUAGUGAAGUGGCUGAGCUUGGCAGGGGCAGAUUUUCUGUCGUUAAGAAGUGUGACCAGAAGGGAACCAAGCGAGCAGUAGCCACUAAGUUUGUGAAUAAGAAGUUGAUGAAGCGAGACCAGGUUACCCAUGAACUUGGAGUCAUGCAGAAUCUCCAGCAUCCCCAGCUCAUUGGCCUUCUCGAUACCUUUGAGACCUCCACCAACUACAUACUAGUGUUAGAAAUGGCUGACCAGGGUCGCCUUCUAGACUAUGUCGUGCGAUGGGGAAACCUCACAGAAGGGAAGAUCAGACUCUACCUGGGAGAGAUUCUGGAAGCUGUGCAGUAUCUUCAUAACUGCAGAAUAGCACAUUUGGACCUAAAGCCUGAAAAUAUUUUGGUGGACCAGAGUUCCACUAAGCCAACAAUAAAACUGGCUGACUUUGGAGAUGCAGUCCAGCUCAAUACCACAUAUUAUAUCCACCAGUUACUUGGAAACCCAGAGUUUGCAGCUCCUGAAAUUAUUCUUGGAAAUCCUGUUUCACUCACUUCAGAUGUUUGGAGCAUUGGAGUGCUCACUUAUGUCCUUCUUAGUGGCGUCUCUCCUUUUCUGGAUGAAAGUGUAGAGGAAACUUGCCUGAAUAUUUGCCGCUUAGACUUUAGUUUCCCAGAUGACUACUUCAAAGGAGUUAGCCAGAAGGCCAAAGAUUUUGUAUGCUUCCUACUUCAGGAUGACCCAGCUAAGCGUCCCUCGGCUGCACUGGCCCUCCAGGAGCAAUGGCUGCAGCUGGGGAAUAGCAAAAGUGCUGACAGCAUUGAUACAUCCAGACUGACUUCAUUCAUUGAGCGGCGAAAACACCAGAAUGAUGUUCGACCCAUCCGUAGCAUUAAAAACUUCUUACAGAGCAGGCUCUUGCCAAGAGUUUGA
Cinclus cinclus is the source of this 9240-nucleotide messenger RNA. RefSeq names its product trio Rho guanine nucleotide exchange factor (gene TRIO). Gene Ontology annotation, molecular function: protein binding; protein kinase activity; guanyl-nucleotide exchange factor activity. Bases 16 to 9240 code for a protein of 3074 amino acids. Gene Ontology annotation, biological process: protein phosphorylation. The record is from RefSeq and is a predicted model, not a curated record. The transcript is spliced from 57 exons. NCBI's taxonomy places the organism in Eukaryota, Metazoa, Chordata, Aves, Passeriformes, Cinclidae. Gene Ontology annotation, cellular component: cytoplasm.